UGUCUGAUCAUAAAAAUCUUUCAUGAAAGUGUUCAUUAACUAAUCACCCACUGUAUUUGACCCACAGUUGGAGUUAAUAAAUUUCAAAUUCAAUUUUGAUCUGUCUGUAGUGAAAGGUUUUCCAUUGCUGGGAUAGGUUGCUCUGUCAGAUGCCACUUAUAUAACAAUGAUUACUAUUAAAUAUCCAAUGUACACAUUUAUGUUGGGUGGUUCUCAUCAAAAAUAAACAUGAUGAACACUACUGGCUGUACGAAUUGUCCAUUCACUGCAUUGUAUAGGAUAACAAUGGUUCUGCAGCAAACAAUACAAUACAAUACAUCAUUUAAAUACAGAUGAUAAUAUCGCAGUCUAUGUUAGCACUAUGGAUACAACAGUCUGGUCUUUGUAAUUAAAGCUGAAAAUAUUAGUCCCCCUGCUUAUUGCAUGGCACAACUCUCUCACAUUUUAAUUCACAUAACGCAUCCUUGGCAAUGCCUUCCAAUGUCAAUGAUAAUAAGUGAUUUUAUUUGCUUCGCCACGGAAGAAAUAAAAUUUUCUUCUUGUAUUUUCUUCUUUUUUUCUGGCACACAGACACUUGUAGAGAAAAAACUACUGGGUCUAGAAAGCUCAGACUUUAAAUUUAAGCCUUUCUCAUUAUCAGUGAGGUGCUGGCAAAACUUCUAGGUCAAUAGGUUGAAGUUUGUGGGGGAUUUCCCCAUACAGCUAUUUCUGUUUUAUGACUUAAUUUUAUGCUUAUUAUUAUAAAAUAUCAUGGAAAUGAAUGAAUUUUAUAUUACUCAGAAUAUCUUAAAUGUUUGUUCGGAUUAAGAUUUUAUUUCCACUUGUAUGAUGAAAGACAACACUAUAUCAAUCAUCAAACUGUUUUCUUUCAGAUACUACUGUGACUACUGCGACACUUAUCUGACACACGAUUCGCCUUCUGUGAGGAAAACCCACUGUAAUGGACGUAAACACAAAGAAAAUGUGAAAUUUUACUAUCAAAAGUGGAUGGAAGAACAGGCCCAAAACUUGAUCGAUGCGACAACUGCUGCCUUUAAGGCUGGAAAGAUACAAUCCGGCCAGUUUGGACAGCCGCCGAAACCUCCGGGUGUCCCGCCCGGUGGCGCCAUGAUACCACCUCCUGCUAGUCUGCAAGUGGGUAACAUUUACAGUUAUUGUCUGAGAUUUUAG
Messenger RNA from Centruroides sculpturatus (bark scorpion), 1170 nucleotides. Its product is annotated as U1 small nuclear ribonucleoprotein C-like. The record is from RefSeq and is a predicted model, not a curated record. NCBI's taxonomy places the organism in Eukaryota, Metazoa, Arthropoda, Arachnida, Scorpiones, Buthidae. The transcript is spliced from 3 exons. Gene Ontology annotation, molecular function: zinc ion binding; pre-mRNA 5'-splice site binding. Gene Ontology annotation, cellular component: nucleus; U1 snRNP. Gene Ontology annotation, biological process: spliceosomal snRNP assembly; mRNA splicing, via spliceosome; mRNA 5'-splice site recognition. Bases 826 to 1170 code for a protein of 114 amino acids.